AAACAUAUAUAUGGACAGACAAUAACAAAAACGAGAAAAAACAAUAGACUCGCUGUCUUUAGAUAUUGAUCUUCCUUUCGUUCCUUAGACAAAUGGUGAAAGAUGACUUGUUGCAUUGAUCAUAUAUCAUUUAUAAAGAAAAUCACAAUGAUAAUAUUUAUUAUAAAAAUAUAUAACAGUACUAAGACUUCUAACAAGAACUAAAGUUCUUCGAGGGAGUACAGGCUCACAAGAAUUGAGUUUUUUUAGUUUGUUUGGAAUCAUACCAAACAGAGAAGGAAGAAGAUGUCCACCUCUUCAUCCCUGGGAAGUAGAAGGCUGUUGCCGGAAAGAUAUCGGAAUGGGAAUCUUCCUGUUUCGCGACGGUCGACUUUCGAAGAUUACUACAAGAGACUACAUCACGAGCUAGUACAAAGUAGAGGAGCUGCAACUAGUACUGCUACUGCUAGUCUGCACUUCGAUCAUCAAGAAGACCUCCUACGUCUCCGAGGACGAGGCCGUGGACCACGUCAACAACUUGCUAAAAGUAGGGCUCUUGUUGGCGGAGUAAGAUCUGCUUCAUCAGAGGAGAUGGCGCACGAGUUGUCCCUUGAGGAUGUUGCUGAAGACGCCGUUUGUGUGAUGGUGUCCUUCUUGGACGCUGUAGACCUGCUCAUUUUGCGACGUGCCAGUCGGUUUAUGCGUAGCACCAUCGACGUGCACUGUCGACGCGGAUUUGCGGAGUUCUUCGGGGAGUCGGUGCCUCGUGGCAUAGCACCGAAAGAGUUGAUUCUUCUCGCCACAAAAGUCCAGUUCGGUUGGUUGCAAAGAGACGCUUUCCUCUGGGCGGUGGCCCAUGGUCUUCAAGACUACGUACGUCGUGCUCUCUGCUUUCAAGAAGAUGCACUUGUUGCUCAUCGUCGUGGCCUUGGGGAAGAGGAAGGAGAAGAUCAACAAGUUGAUCUUCAUCAAGAAGCUCAGCUUGUUCAGGUUCGAAGUCGUGAGGACCAUCAAGAAGAGGAUGGUCUUGCGGUACGAAGUGAAGGUGAACCGGAAUCCUUUUCAUCUAGAAGAAAAAACCUUUCCAGUGCAUCUUCGAGGGUUGCAGACGGCGGCGCGUUCGGUUCGCGGGUGCGCGAUGGACUUCUCUUCCUGGGAAGUGAGUUUCGAGUCUCGCCUUUGGCACUAUUGCUGCAUCGUGGUUCGCCUUCGGCACUGCAUAACGAUCGAUGCUGGCUUAAUGCUUACGACUGCUUGCAGGAACAGCCAAUGCCUCCUGAGGCAGAGGACGUGUUUACCGUCGUUGCUGAGGCAGUGAACGAACUCCCUCAGAGUUUUCGCGCGAUGCCCGUAGACUCUUUGUGGACCAAUAAACAUCACGAAGGUAGUUAUUGUUAAGGCCUCACUUGAUACACAUCUUUCGCCGCGCCAUCUGUAAGCUGUUUUCAAGUAGAAAAAUAGAAACCAACGGACAACGAGGGAGAAGAUGGAUCGGAGUGAGUUCUAACAUUGCCGCAAAAGAGGGCACCGCCAACAUACUUUCAAGCUCUUUCCAGUGUCGCUUCCGACUCCGAGCGAGCGAGCGCUGGUCGGCCCUGUUUCUACGGGAUGUGCAAAAGUAACGAAGGGAGGUGGAACAAGAACGUCAUCAGCUUGUACAAUAGGUGGAUCUAUUGCCUUUGAUCUUCAACUGAAUAAUGCAACGCGAUCAACAUUGGAAGGGGAACAACAGCAUGUUGAUGCACGAGUAAACGAAGCACAGUCACACGCUGUCCUCGAUGGGGGGCCGCAAAUAACUGCAGCGCAAGGAGGACUACAUCAAGCAGAUGAUCCAAGUACUGGCAUCAUCACAAAUAACUACACAAGAAUAACUACAUCAACUCCACAAGUACACGGUGUCGGUAGUCGCCCGCAGCAUGAGUGUGUCUCUGCGAUUUACAUCGCUGCUCGAAGUGGGCAACGAGAAAUGCUCCGGAUACUUUUAGACGCUCUUAGAGGUCACUUGCGCCGUCUCAUAGGUCGUUGUGGUCCGCUUAUUGAGCGCGCUGUGGAAAUGGGUAUGGCAGGUGGCAUGGCACCAGAUACUCAACAUACUAUACAAGUAGUAGCACCUGCUGUAGUUGAGCCAACUGCUGAAGAUUUGACUCGUGCUGCCGAAAAUCUGCAAAGAAACCUAGAAAAGCAGUUCGUAGAGAUGUUGUGCACUUCUCGACUACGCACUCCACUCUUUGCUUCGGCGCGUUCUCACGCUCCGCAGACAUGCGCUUUGUUGCUGGACUUUCGUGCGGAUCCUCUGCGGGUCGACACCUUUGAGCCUCCGCAGGUGGAGCCAGGAAGACAGGCGCUGUGUGCCUUGGAAGUCUGCAUAGCCGCAAAAGGAACAUCUAGUGGUGGAGCUGCAUCAAGUUCUACUUCUAGAAAUCUCAAGGAUCGGCCUUCAACAGCUGUAUCAUCGAUCAUACCAAAAACAUUAACCAGUAGGAGUAGAGCUACAAGGUGUGGAUCAGUGUCGUCCGUAGACACGAGGUCGCUUCUAGACGAGGAUUUCGAGCAACUGGUUGAAACAGAUCCCUUGAAAGCCUUCGCGGCAGACGCAGGAGCAGGCGGAGCAGGUCAGUUCAGCGGCCACGAUGACUCCUACAACAGCGCGUUGUCAAAUCGACAAAGACAACAAAAUCCGUCGACGAGGCAACGGCCACAGAGUGCUGGAGGAAGCCGCCGCUCAGCUAGAGGAACUUCCUCAUCUACUACAACUAAUACGAGUUGUACCACAUCAUCUUCUUCCACGUCGCAUACAGGCUCAUCUCCUCAUAAAAACAAGUUUACGAAACAAGAAGAUCGACGCGCAACCUUUCGGCUUCUAGCAAGUGCAAUAUCUCCGCAAGAAGAGAGGUGCGGCACCAUAGCUCGACGAGCCCUGAUGAGCGUUUGUGCAGCCGGUGACAUGCAAUUGCUCCCUAUAAUGGUAGAAUACAAGCUUGGUCUUGUCUUUUCUCCGCCUCCUGGUGACCGCAGAAUAGCUGGAGCAGCUGGUGGCGUACCUCCACGGCCAAGAAUCCUAGAUCUGCUGGGCCACGAACUUCAACAACGCCCAGCGCAACAGCAAGAGGGCGUGCUGGAUUUUCUAGAGGACAUCCGGGCCCACUACGAACGCGCAGUGGAAGCAGAGCUAAGGACUAUGGCUGUGAACAGACAAAACAUGGCGGAACUUGGCAUAGCCGGCGUGGAGCAAAAUCCUCAACACCAGGUGGUAGCUUUAUGAAAAGGCGUAGCCGUUGCAAUGAAGACACCAGCGCAAGAAAUCUAUACAGGGAGGUCGAAAUGAUGAGCUUCCUUCUCUGAAUAUGUAGAAGCUCAUCUUCAUGCAUGAUCAUCUUUUUGACUACAUGAUCUCCAGAAAACCCUGAGAAAUUAUGAUCCGCAUUCUCGUCUGAUCUCUAAAUACUCCGUUAACUGAAUCAAUAUGUAAAUGUAUCAAUCCUUUCAUUUUAUCUCUAAUCCCUGCGCCACCGCCCACUGCAGGUGCCAAUGGGACACUAGAGGGUCAGCGGGAUGUUGCUAAGACCCCCCUUCUAGCUGCCGUCUUGAAUGAGCGAACUGAAGCUGCUGAGUAUCUGCUGAAGAACGCACCAUCUGAAACUCUGCGUGAGAUUGAUAUCGCGCUAACAAGCGGAAAAACUGCCUUGUAUCUUGUUAUGCUGAAGUGUGUGUCUGUGGAAGUGUGUGAAUUGAUUUUGAUUCUGCGAUGUGGAAAAGGUGCAAUGAUGAAUGUGUCUGCGAUGUGGAAGAGGUUCAAGUUCAGCAUCGAUCUUGAUGUUAAGGUUUUCGUCUAAUCCAUCCUGCGAGCGCGGAAAUGUACGUUUAGUACGACGCUUGAUCCAAUGUGGCGCCAGUCUGGAAGGCCAGACGUGCCAUGGGAAGACGCCUCUUCACGCAGCAGUCGAGUACUCACAUGAAAGUGUCGUUGCCGUCCUGUGCGAAUCGGCUGUGGAUGUCCGCCACAUCACUAAGCGAACGAAGGGAGAACAUGGUGUCAGCCCUUUCAUGUUGGCAGAAAAACGCGGCAAAGCGAGUUUAAUUCUUCCUAUGCUCCGCGCAUACCACAGGCAAGUACGAAAACGACAUCUGCUACGACAAUGUGGGGAUGAUGUGGGCGACGUUUCACAUCCUUACUUGACCCAGAAAUUACUGGAGUAUCGGAGUCAUCUCUUCGAUCCCGGGAGCAAAUGGAAUGUGAUGCGGGAUGAUUUUUUCGAUGUAGUUGGAGGUUCUACUAGUACUGCUACUACGAAAGAGGAGAACAAAAGUAGCACAACAAGAACUAACACUAGUUGUAGUAGAGAAACUCGGCAUCAUCAUGAUACCUCUAGAAGAGCAAGAACAGGAUCUUCCAACAUCGAAGACGUGUCAGCAGGUGGUGGAGGUCAGACCCCUAUUCAUCUAUCUCAUCGAUCUACAACUUCUAGUUCUUGUGAAGUUGAAGACAGCACCGAAAUUCCAGGUGGCAGGACUAGGGCAGAUGAAGAUGCAAGUUCUAAUAUAGGCGGAGGCCUUUCUAGCUCUAGUAUAAUUGUACCAGCAACUACCUCCAGCUCCACCUCCUCGUCUUCACAACCUUCAACAUCAACCUUCAACAACAACUCCUCUUCUUCGUCCAAAGCCGCAUCUGCUUUUGCAAAUCCUCGUGGAUUUGGGUAUGGGGGUAUAGAAGUUCGAGGUGUCCGAGGAGGAGGAACAUCUUCUUCUUCAGGUGCUGCAAGUGCAAUUGGAAGCAACAUGUACUACCAGCUACAUGAAGGUGGUCGUAAGAAGAUUCGCGGUGGCGCGAUUCCUCGAGAGGAGAGCUCGCUGCGUCCUACGUGGUCAACACCGGGUGAAAAGGUCAAGAGCAGGAAGACGACCUCUAGAAGGCCAGCCGCAGGCUUCUCGUCGUCGCAUACGACUAGUACAGCAGAUGAGCUAGGAGGUAGUGAUCUUGACGGCUAUCACGUUAGAAACUUAGAAUUCGCUACAACAUCUACUUCUUCUGGAGAAAUAAAGGAUUUUGCUAGUAUAGGUAAAGGUAAUGGUGGAGGUGAUGCUGGUGGAGGUGGAAUGAAUGGAGAUUAUACUGGCGGACGUCGAGGCACCGGUCGUGGUGCUAUCAUGAAAACCUUCUGUCUCCUUGGUGCUCCUUGUCCACCUACACACCCUGGUGAUGAUUGUAUGUACGAUAACGAUAGUGACGAAUCCUGA
Amoebophrya sp. A25 is the source of this 5214-nucleotide messenger RNA. The record is from the annotation of a GenBank genome assembly. Lineage: Eukaryota; Dinophyceae; Syndiniales; Amoebophryaceae.